Dreissena polymorpha is the source of this 2872-nucleotide messenger RNA. Its product is annotated as sentrin-specific protease 2-like. Gene Ontology annotation, biological process: proteolysis. The record is from RefSeq and is a predicted model, not a curated record. Lineage: Eukaryota; Metazoa; Mollusca; Bivalvia; Myida; Dreissenidae. Gene Ontology annotation, molecular function: cysteine-type peptidase activity; deNEDDylase activity. Bases 724 to 2004 code for a protein of 426 amino acids. The transcript is spliced from 11 exons.
GUUGUUGUAUCGACCCAAGCCCACAAAGCGGGAUGUGUAUCCUCAAGUUAAGUACAUCGCUUCAAAGAGAUUCCUACCAUUUGUGGCGUCCGAGAGCGUUUUGCAAGGUUUUGUUAACGCUUGCACUACCGAGCUGCCACUGUCAGCCAUUCUACCAGCAUCAAUUAGGGAAGAGAUGGAUAUUAUUUCCCAUGACGCAAUCAACAUGAAUUGUGAUAACAAGAGAGUGCUGAUAAGCAGUCUGGUAAAAAGUUAUACUUGCUACAAUAUUUCUGAGUGCACAAAACGAAAGGUAUUCAAAGGAAUUUCUGGGGCUUGGCAUCCCUUACCCCACCAUUUUGGCCGGAAGGUGUACCAUUCCGAAGCCCAAACACCUGCCGAAACCAACCAGGUCGUGGUCUAAAGAAUGAAAAAAUGAAGAGGGUGCUUCAAUCUUACAUUCAGUGGCGAGAAGACGAGGACGAAAUGGACAUGACUGAGACAAUGACGACGGCAAACGACAUGAAUGGGACUGCGACUAUGACGACGACAAACGACACGAAUGGGACUGCGACUAUGACGACGGCAAACGACACGAACGUGACUGCGACUAUGACGACGGCAAACGACACGAAUGGGACUGCGACUAUGACGACGGAAAACGACACGAACGUGACUACGACUAUGACGACGGCAAACGACAGGAACGUGACUGCGAUGAUGACGACGCCAUAAAACACCGACAUGACUGAGAUGAUCACGACGACAUGCGACACGGUCACGACUGAAACGAUGGCGACAACAUAUGACACGGACAAGAAUGAGACGAUGACGACGACUAACGACAUGGACACGACUGAGACGAUUGCGACGACAUAUGACAAUGACAAGACUGAGACCAGGGCGACGACAUUCGACAAUGACACGACGGAGACGACGGCAACGACAUACGACACGGACACGACUAAGAAGAUAACGAUGAUAUACGACACGGUCAAGAUUGAGACGAUGACGACGACAUACGACACGGACAUGACUGAGAAGACGACAUACGACACGGGCACUACUGAGACGAUGACGACGACGACAAACGACACUGAAAAGACGACGAUAUACGACACCUACAGGAAAGAGACGAUGACAAAGACAUACGACACGGACAAUACCAAAUUGACAGGAGAGGAAAAUCCCGUUGAAAGACUUGAAAGAAUUCUACACGGAAUAGCGGAUGUAGACAUAUCGAGAGAGGCCAAAAACAAAAGAUUCCAGAUCGGAAAUGAAGUGCUUGGGAUGUCUGAUAUGAAAACGUUGCAUAACCCAAAAUGGAUAAACGAUAAGAUCAUUAACGCUUACCUCCAUCAUUUAGCUAUGGUGCAUAACGCAACAUCUGGUCAUAAGGUAUUAGCGUUACCCAGCUACCUGAUGACGAUGUGGAUGGCGGGUAAUAUGGAUACAUGGAGGUUCCGGAAGAUCAAGUUCCAGAAUUACAAAUGGGUUUUUCUGCCAGUGAAUAUAAACGACAACCACUGGGUGUUAAUGGUGGCAGACCUUGACACAAGAACCUUGUCCAUACUGGACUCACUAGGAUGGAAGAACCGUCUUCUUCCAGGCUUUUGGUUGAAGUUCGCCAAGCGCCGAGAUCAGGCCAUUCCAGAUGACCUGCCACUCGAGUGGUUAACGGGGAGCCCGGUGUCCGCUCGGCAGCGCGACAGCAGCGCUUGUGGCGCUUUUGUUAUGCUGAACGCCUUAGCAAUCACAGAAGGCGUCCAACCCCAUAUGUUGGGCCACCAUCAUGCGUUGGCCAUGCGGAAGUACGUAAUGCAUGCCAUUUGUACUGCCAGCCAGAGCCCCGAUGACCCUGACCGCAUGUGUGAUGCGUUGCCGUGCACGCAGCCAAAGGGGGCGUGCACGUGGAUAAACUGCGAUGUGUGUGGUUGUUGGGUACAUUGUAACUGUGUUAACAUAAGCGACCCUAAAAGCAUAAAAGACUACGUAUGUGUAAUCUGCGCCGCAAUCUAUACAUGACACUGAACUGAAGUGGAUUUUUUUUGCGUCACAACUUUAAAUGCAUUUUAAGCUCAUCUAUUUUUUGAAAAAAAAAUUAUGAGCUAUUGUCAUCACCUUGGCGUCGGCGUUGGCGUCGGCGUCUGGUUAAGUUUUGCGUUUAGGUCCGCAUAUCUCAGAAAGUAUAAAUUCUAUUGCAUUCAAACUUGGUACACUUACUUACUAUCAUGAGGGGACUGGGCAGGCAAAGUUAGAUAACUCUGGCGUGCAUUUUGACAGAAUUAUGUGCCCUUUUUAUACUUAGAAAAUUGAAACUUUUGGUUAAGUUUUGUGUUUAGGUCCAUUUUAUUCCUUAAGUAUCAAAUCUAUUGCUUUCAUACUUGCAACACUUACUAACUAUCAUAAGGGAAAUGUGCAGGCAAAGUUAUGUAACUCUGACUGGCAUUUUGAAAGAAUUAUGUGCCCUUUUUAUACUUAGAAAAUUGAAAAUUUGGUUAAGUUUUGUGUUUAGGUCAACUUUAUUCCUACAGUAUCAAAGCUAUUGCUUUCAUUCUUGCAACACUUAUUAACUAUCAUAAGGGGACUUUGCAGGCAAAGUUAUAUAACUCUGACUGGCAUUUGGACGGAUUUAUGGGCACUUUAUACUUAGAAAAUUGAAAAUUUUGUUAAGUUUUGUGUUUUGGUCCACUUUACCCCUAAAGUAUCAUAGAUAUUGCUUUCAUCCUUUGAACACUCGCAAACUAUCAUAAGGGUACAGUAAAAGGACAAGUUGCAUAACUCUGGUUGUCAUUUUUACGGAAUUGUGGCCCUUUUUUGACUAAGUAACUUUGAAUAUAUGGUUAAAUUUUGUGUUUCGAUCCACUUUACUUCUAAAGUAUCACGGCUAUUG